Molecule: messenger RNA, 1035 nt
Organism: Aspergillus ochraceoroseus IBT 24754
Lineage: Eukaryota; Fungi; Ascomycota; Eurotiomycetes; Eurotiales; Aspergillaceae
Exons: 2
Coding region: 1-1035 (344 amino acids)
Source: RefSeq, a predicted model, not a curated record
AUGACGAAAACGCGCCGUCUCCUUCAUGAGGAAAUCACAUUUUCUCUUGCGAAGGAGCGGGAGGUUAAUGUUCUUCAUCAACUAGAUUACCAUGACAAGCAGACACGCUUCUUCUCCCUUCUCAGCAGCAGACGUGCCUGGUCAGCGAAGCAGAAUGAUAUAAAGUUGCGGGAGAACCUCUUUCGAGACCUUUCGCGGAUCUUGCUGAGAAUCAGCCGAAUACCUCUGCCACGAAUCGGCUCAUUCAUCAUAGACAGUGAUGGAUUCUUGUGUCUUAGCAAUCGCCCGCUUUCAAUCGAGAUCGAGAACCUGGAAAACGAGAAAAUACCCACCGACAUACCCUGUUGCUACACAUAUUCGACUGUUGACUCUUACGUGGCAGAUAUGCUAAGAGUUCAUGACAGCCGUCUCCGGCACCAACCCAACGCAGUGAACAAUCUACAGGACUGCGCCUAUCAGAUGUCCGCCCUAGCAGCAAUGAGAGCGACAGCCGUGUUGUUUUUCCGCGGAGAUUUUCGCCGGGGGCCGUUUGUUUUCACACUAACCGAUCUGCAUCAAAGCAAUAUUUUCGUCGAUGAGAAUUGGCAUAUCACAUGUCUUGUGGAUUUGGAAUGGGCUUGCUCUCGCCCAAUUGAAAUGGUUGAACCUCCUUACUGGCUAACAGAUAAAGGUGUAGACGAGAUUACCGCCACGGAGUACAAUCCGCUUCGCAGGGAAUUGAUGGCCAUCCUGGCAAACGAAGAGUCGAAACUACCCGGCUGCAUUGGCCCAGUAGAUGCUGACGCAAGGAUGCCACGAUUUCCUACGGGUCUCUUUCGGAUAUUCUCUGAGCAUAUCCAACCCUUGCUAUCCGAGCAUGGCUCGGAGGAGAUAGGCGAGGUUAUGCCCUUUUACUGGGUGAAAGAUGUGGGCAAGUUUGUCGCGAACAAAGUGUCUGAUAAGAAGAAGUAUGACCAAGAUCUGCAACUGGCUUUUGAGGACUCCCAACUUGAUGUACCAGUGGGAUGCAGCUCCUUAACUGCGAUGAAAACGUAG